AAAAACGUGGUUCGCGCCGCUGUGAGCGAAUGUUUAACGAAGCUGCAUGAGAAACAACUGGAUGCUGGAGGACUGCUGGAUUUUGGGGGGUCGGUCUAUAUAAAUUAAGACUUAAAAAAAAAAAAAACGUCGUGCCAGUUCUUCGAGAUUCAACAGCCAGAGGAUUAAAAAGCCACACCGGUCGACAUACUAUUUGUUUUUCCGUUUCGUUUCAUAACUGUACGGUUGAGUCAGCAUGGCAUUGAGAGGACCACUGUCUAGACUACUGAGAUCCACGCUGAGCUCCUGCCAGCAGAACCGAUCGCAUUCUGUUGCCAUUUUGGGAGCUCCGUUUUCAAAAGGACAGAAAAGGAGAGGGGUGGAGCAUGGACCCAAAGCCAUCAGGGAUGCGGGUUUGGUGGAGAGACUUUCAAAUCUUGACUACCCUGUGCAUGAUUUUGGAGACCUGACCUUCAAGCAUCUGGAAAAAGAUGAGCACUUUAUGCACGUGCCGUUCCCACGCACAGUUGGACGUGCCAAUAAGCUGCUGUCGGGGGCUGUGAGCGGCGCAGUGGGGGCGGGACAUACCUGCAUCAUGCUGGGGGGAGACCACAGCCUAGCGAUUGGUUCAGUGGAAGGCCACGCUCAGCAGUGCCCUGAUCUUUGUCUGAUUUGGGUGGACGCUCAUGCGGAUAUCAACACUCCUCUGACUUCACCUUCUGGAAACCUCCAUGGCCAGUCUGUAGCAUUCUUACUUAAGGACCUGCAGAACAAGAUGCCAGAGGUUCCUGGAUUUUCCUGGAUGAAGCCUUUCCUGUCUGCCAGAGAUCUGGUCUACAUCGGCCUCAGAGAUGUGGAUCCAGGCGAGCAUAUAAUCCUGAAGACCCUGGGAAUUCAGUACUUCUCCAUGCGGGAUAUUGACAGAAUGGGCAUUCAGAGAGUAAUGGAGGUCACUUUGGAUCACCUCUUGGCAAGGAAACAAAGGCCGAUCCACUUGAGCUUUGACAUUGAUGCAUUUGACCCAUCCUUGGCUCCCGCCACUGGAACUCCUGUUAAUGGAGGACUGACAUAUAGAGAGGGCAUCUAUGUAACAGAAGAGAUCCACAACACAGGUUUACUCUCUGUGAUGGACGUGGUUGAAGUGAACCCCACACUAGGAGCCACGCCUGAGGCUGUGGAGGCCACAACCAGCCUAGCCGUUGACGUCAUCGCAUCUGCUCUCGGUCAGACACGUGAAGGUGCACACGUUGCCUUCCCGAAGAUUCCAGAACCAAAAGAGGACACUGAGCUGCGGUUGUAAAACACCAGCUAAUCAAGGACUUUGACAAAUGAACCACUUUGCAUUCCAAAGUCUAAAAGAACAACACUGAAGGAUUUGCAGAGACUGAGCACCAGACUAAAGAUUUAAUUUAAAGGUUACUGUAGUCUUGGUCAGAAAAAAUUGAUACCUCACUGGUAAAGUGCUGCUUGAAGCACAUCGGUGAGGUUUAUUAUAUACAGUACCUGCCACUAAUUUUAGCUUGGCUAAAAAAAAGACAGCUGACAUCUGAAUUCUCUGUAUUUGAGGACUAUUAUGCCUGAAAAUUAAAUGUUUUUAAUGUUUGUCAGCUGUCAUGGGAUUAAUGGGUAACCUCUGAUCACACUCUGGGACUUGCUGCAGGAAAAACUGUCAUAAAAGAAAAUGUGCAUAACACAUUUUUGAAGGCUGAGGUGACUCUCUACUGUGGUGGACUGAUUGAUUUUACUUUCAUUGAAACAUGUUUGCACUUUUGGACCAGAACUAGUUUUUGUUGUAUUUCUACGUUUGUUCGUUUCUUUGUUUUGUAUAGUAGACUGCUUUUAAUGGCUAAUCUAUUCCCACUGGUUUGGUUAGGUUGAGACUGAGUGAUCCUUUUUUAAAUAGUGGAUUUGAAAUAAGUUAUUUUAGUAAUUUUCAUAUGUAUUUAAUUAAACCUUUGAAAAAUCAUGUAUGAAUGCAUUUCGUACAACUUUUCAGAUCUGAAUUCACCAUCAGUACCAGUAUCUUCUUCAGGAAGGAGGGUUGAUUUGUUUCAUUUCUCUGUUUCAGUAAAAAUAUUUUGUUGCAAUAAACUAAUGUACUGGAGACAGAA
Molecule: messenger RNA, 2090 nt
Organism: Megalobrama amblycephala (Wuchang bream)
Lineage: Eukaryota; Metazoa; Chordata; Actinopteri; Cypriniformes; Xenocyprididae
Gene: arg2
Product: arginase 2
Exons: 8
Coding region: 236-1279 (347 amino acids)
Cellular component (GO): cytoplasm; mitochondrion
Molecular function (GO): manganese ion binding; arginase activity
Source: RefSeq, a predicted model, not a curated record